Molecule: messenger RNA, 2992 nt
Organism: Toxorhynchites rutilus septentrionalis
Lineage: Eukaryota; Metazoa; Arthropoda; Insecta; Diptera; Culicidae
Gene: SF2
Product: serine/arginine-rich splicing factor 1A
Exons: 4
Coding region: 126-833 (235 amino acids)
Cellular component (GO): nucleus; cytoplasm; ribonucleoprotein complex
Molecular function (GO): mRNA binding
Source: RefSeq, a predicted model, not a curated record
GAAAGAAGUUUGAAGCGUCAUUUUCGUGAUCCUGUUCAUCGCGUUUGUUCGAAAACGAUAGAUUUGUGAAUCUUUAUUCUACAGCCAUUUUGCUUACUUUUGAAACAAAUAUAGUUAUCUAAACGAUGUCCUCACACGGUCGAAAUGAAUGCCGCAUUUAUGUCGGAAAUUUGCCUCCAGAUAUACGCACCAAGGACAUACAAGAUUUAUUCCACAAAUUUGGUAAAGUAACAUUCGUUGACUUGAAAAACCGUCGAGGGCCGCCAUUUGCUUUCGUAGAAUUUGAAGAUGCUCGCGAUGCUGACGAUGCUGUUAAAGCCCGCGACGGUUAUGAUUACGAUGGGUAUCGACUGCGGGUUGAAUUUCCACGCGGUGGUGGACCCGGCAGUUACCGGGGUAGCCGGGGUGGAAAUAGUGACCGCAGUGGUGGACGUGAACGCAGCAAUCGUGGACCACCGGCAAGAAGAUCACAGUUCAGAGUUGUUGUCACUGGUUUGCCAGCUUCUGGAUCCUGGCAAGAUCUCAAAGAUCAUAUGAGGGAAGCUGGCGACGUUUGUUUUGCCGAUGUUUAUAAGGAUGGAACGGGAGUAGUUGAGUUCUUAAGACACGAAGAUAUGAAGUAUGCCAUAAAAAAGCUGGAUGAUUCACGGUUCCGGUCACAUGAGGGUGAAGUUGCUUAUAUCCGCGUGAGAGAAGAUUCCGGAAACGAGGAACGGCGCGGUGGUGAAUAUCGCGACAGAUCCUACUCCCCUCGCAGACGUCGUGGAACGCCUACCUAUUCACCGGUACAACGCAGUUUUUCGCGAUCUCGUUCUCGCUCUUUCAAUUACUAGAUAGAGAAUCAUUGGAAGAUGAUAGCACGAAUUCUGAGGAAAGGAUUCCAAGUAAUUUGACGAAUUUUGUACAUUUUCACAAAACAAAACAAAAAUCAAUUCAGCGCCAUCAUUCACACAGUUUUCCUGAUCCCGCGAAGAUGUCAAAUGUUCUAUUUUAUUCACUAUAAAUCACUAAAGCUGGACCAGUCGCGAUGAUUCAGCAGUUCUGUUUUCGCAAGAAAAAUAAUUCAUUUUCGUACAUUCCUUUGGAAAAAUAAUGGUGACCCGGAAGAAUAAUUUCAUUUUCAUCGGAAGUUGAUACUUUUAAUACUAUACGGUCCUUAUUGUAAUCAGAACGAUAUUAGUGCUAAGAACAAUUCAAGCGAAACUGUAACAUUUGAACGUAUUAUUGCUAUCAGAUAAUCAUUGUGUAAUUCCGAGAUAAGAUAUGCACGGUUCCGUAGGGAUUUUAGAUACUGAAUUUUGUUUUCUUCUAGCCUCUGAAAAUCGACACGAAGAUUCCUAUCGGGGAAGGAUGAGUCAGAAAGUUUUCUCUGCAUUUUUUUCGACGAAAUCAUGAAAACUAUCUGUUCUAAAACCUGUUUCUUCUUCUUCCAAACAGGACAAGGACUCUCCCUGUUUGUAAUUUACGCAUGGGACUUUUCCUGACGUGAAUCUGCUGGGACAUAGGAUCAGGAUUUUAAGCACAUCUAGAGAUCGGAUUCCCCCUUGGUCAUUUAGAACACCGAAUUUUCGUGUUAUGGAUCACUGGAAUAUUCAAAGGAAAUGGAAUCAGGGAUCACAGGAUUUUACACGACCUAGCUUCAGGAGAUGUGAUGCUCCGUGAAAAUAUUUCCGUUGAAAUUGGUAGUUUAUGCUCCUCCGUUUUCAACACCAUUUCAACAUUUCGGAAUUAAUGAUAAUAAUUGGUAGAAUAAGAGUUGUUGGAGAUUGGAUAGUAUAUCGACGGUUCACAGAAAUAUCGUUGAACCAAAAUUGAUAUUCAUUUCUCGCGAUGGAGGAACCAUACCCCUUGUGGACAAAUCAAAUCUGUCUAGAUUUUGAACAAAAAAACGCUACAGGAGGCAAGGAUUAGAGGACGAGGAGGAACGUCGGAUUCGAAACGCAUAUGGAUACUGUUAUCUUGGAUAUCAUUUGGAGUGUCACUAUGAAUUUAUUAUGUACCAAUGGAUUAAAAAACGGAUGUAAGUCGAAAGUAAUCUACAUUCGUUUGACGGAACGGUAAAAUGAUAUUUCUGUAGUCAACCGCGCAUACAAGAACAUUUCCAGCAGUUCUUAUUUUGGCAAUUGGCAGUCAAAGUCAUUUCUCGAUCAUGGCUUUUUUGGAAUUCUGGAUAUUUUGAAUAAGAGUGGAGACACUUGGUGAAUUGGAUUCAAUUUUUACAACUAAGUAACAAGGAUCGACUUAGGAAAAUUUGGAAAUUACCAGAACGGACUUCGUGGGACUUAUUCUGGGAAUAGUCUUCAAUUUCGGAUUUUGGAUUUGGAAACGUUUCUCUUUGGUUUCGUAACUCAUAUUCUGGACACCGAGGGAAUAGGAGGUCUUCUGUCUAUUCGAGGCUAGUUCUUUCUACUACACAAUGGAGAUUUCUAACGUUUUACGGAUCUUUGUCGAAGGAAAGGAGUACUGGUGUGUAUAACUUUUAUUCAAUUAUAAUUAACAUUUUUAACAGUCGAUUCCUAGCUCUUAUGUUUAAUAACACAAAUUUUAGAUGUUUUGCAUAUUCUCUCCAAGAUUUCCCUAGUUUUUGGAAUCGUCUAUUUAUUUUUAUAUUUCUCAUCACAUAUCAUAUUUUGUUGGAACGCAAAACAGUAGUCACCAGUAUUUUCUAUUAUCUAUGCGAAUUUCAACAAAUAGUAUGAGCAUGUGGAUUUCAGCUAAUUAGUUAUGGGCAUGAAUUCAUAACGUGAUGGUGAAAACAGAUAUGCUAAGCAACAUUUCCCGUUAUAAAAGAAACAUUCAGUCAUUCAGAAUACUGGACAAUGAUACAAACGCAGAUAAAUUUCUGUGAAGUGAAACCAAAAUUAAGCGGAGAAAGUGAACACAUUCAGCGUCAAUUUUCUAUCUUCAAACCAGUGACUAAUGCGUCAGAGCUACGGAUUCCGAAAAGUGUGUUGCUAUAAUAAAAAUACAUACAAAUGGAAUAAUUAAUUUA